Penicillium digitatum Pd1 is the source of this 1773-nucleotide messenger RNA. RefSeq lists its product as uncharacterized. Gene Ontology annotation, cellular component: cytoplasm. The record is from RefSeq and is a predicted model, not a curated record. Gene Ontology annotation, biological process: negative regulation of transcription by RNA polymerase II; regulation of nitrogen utilization; mitochondria-nucleus signaling pathway. NCBI's taxonomy places the organism in Eukaryota, Fungi, Ascomycota, Eurotiomycetes, Eurotiales, Aspergillaceae.
AUGCCUUUAACCACACCGGUCCUCACGGUGGAUGCCGACAAUAUUCACAAGGUGGACACCGCCAACGCUCAAAGUCUUCAUGGAAUGUGGAUGGUAUUUUCAAAAUGUGCCGACUACAUGGACCAAGGCCGCCGACUUGAAAAUCUCAGUUGGCGGUUGUGGACUCGCGAAACCUUCUGUGUCGAACCCGAAAAGUCUGACAGCACUUCCGCCCACCCAUUGCUACGAUCUGAAGCUGGGGAUUUACCUGAGCUUUCUGCCAGUGUCGAGUCGGCCGCGUCUGACCAAGCCGAGCGGAUUGAAGCUCACAUCAAACGUCCUAAGUUCUCCGACUAUCGACCAGCCGUCGUUCGCGAGGACUCUCUAGCCAGCCUUGGCCGUGGAAAGGAGAAGCAUAUCACUUCGUUAGAUUUGGAGCGGAUGGUUCUUAACAUUAAAGAAAAGAAGCAAUUGGAGCCCAGGUCUCACCCUGUCGAGCCUCCUGCUCCCGUUGUCGACAUUACUCCUCGCCCAUCCACCCCAACUCCCACUCCUCCCUCCGUAUCAACCGCUCGUCAACACCCUCAUUUCUCCGUCCGACCGGCCCCCUACCCUCAUGAGUCGACUGAGUCUUGCUCCACGACUGCCCCCGAGGGCAACGAGAGUGACACUGCACAGGUCAACGCGUCCGAUACCAGUGUCUCCUCUUCCGGCAUUCUUCCUGCCCGAUCUGAAUUGAUCAAAUCUACUAGUAUUGUCCGUGGCUUCUCACCGUCACACAUCUCAUCUUCAUUCAGAUCGCAGCCAAGACUGUCUAUCGAACCUAGUCCUUCCCGUUCCACUACACAACUGAAGCCAUCGCCAUUGAAGAAAAAGGGAGGCAUGUUCACAUUGGGCGGAUCCUCCGGGGAUGACGAUGAAAGUUCGUUCGAAGAGCGCAUGGUUCCACAGGCGGCCCAGCAGAACGUCGCCGGUGGAGUGUUGAAAACGAAGAUUAACAACCCGGAUUCCACGAAAAAGACCGCUUCUUUCAGCAAUCAGGUCUCGUCCCACAUCAUUCCUAACUCGAAGAACAUCAGUCGAUCCGACGAGGACGCCAUUGAGACAGAUGAUGAAGUCUCGGAGAGUGCGAUCGAGGACGACGAAGACUCUGAUUGGGAGGAUUCCAUCACUGAAGGUGGCGAGUCUAGCGUUGACGACCAAGGAGGGAUGUUCCAACGGGUUGAUUCCCGGCCCAAUCUGGUCUCGCGUCGCUCGAUGCUCACCAUGAUGAUGCACCAGCCGGCCCGCAUGCAAGGAAACGCAUUCCGGUCCAGUCCCGCACUUCAACGAUCACGGUUGACCUCGCCCAGCGGUCCAUCUAUUCCCCAGUCCCCUCCUGAUAAGGAUAAGGACGAGGAAAGCUUGGUCAUGCGUGGCCCUGACAUCCCCCGAUCGAAGCCUAUUGUGAUGAACACCAACGCUUCGCACUCUAUGGCACACUCCCCAAGAACUACCCGUCGUAACAUGCUUGCUACUGAAUUGACGGAGUCUCUCCGCCGACAUCUUCUCUGGGAGCGACAGCAGAAAAGCGCGACAGCGAACGCUUUCCUCAAGCGUCGCCACACUGCCCACGACAUGAAGAACCUUCAGGACUACCCCGGUCCCAAGGGUCCACACAAGGGAGUUGGUCCGAAUCAGGCUAGUGCUGAAGUAGACACCAAUGCUGCCAACCUUGACCUGGGCAAAAAUGGCUCCUGGACCAACUACACCACUGACUAUGGUCCCUGGGAGUAUCACGUGAAGGGAUGGUAA